UAAUAUUAUCUGCGGACAACAGACAUUGCAUAUGGAAAUAUUUUAAUAGUUGUUCAUUAUUUAAUCAGCCAACAGUCAUAGCAGACCUUUUCAGAUUUUUUGUUGUUUAUAAUGUUUAGAAUACCAUGGAGACCUCGUGUGGAAGUGCCAGAAUUCAACAGGUGCUGUUUCUGUCUACCACUAAGACCCGGAUUAUUAGUUUGGGGGUAUAUCAAAAUGGCCGCCCUUUCAGUGUUUGGCUACAUUCUCAUCGAAGAUCUAAUACGAAUGAUGAGUCACUCAUACUUCAGAGUCCCUACAGUAAUGAUUCUUCUUGUUUGCUUUGUGGUGAUUGACAUCAUGUUUACCAUAGGGUUCAUUGUGGCUGGGCAUAUGAAACACCCGCAACUUUUCAGAAUGUAUUACUACUACAGCUUAGUGUCUCUAGGUAUUUUUUUUAUUGGCUACAUGAUCGUGUUAGGGGUGUAUUUCUACACCUUUAGGAAUUUGCCAGCGUACAUAUUCCUCUGGACGACUCUUGACUCGUUAUACACGGCAGUUCCUUUAAUCUUGGUACAACUGUACCUGUCUUUGCUGGUGAAGAGCGAGCUCCGGAAACUGUCCAACAACUCCAACUUCCAGUUCGUGAACACCGCAGCCGAGGCCAGCUGCUCCCUGGACCUAAACAACGUCACUAGUGCCGCAGAGCCGUGAUAAAAAUGAUGUAGCAGCGCGACCAGUGCCGUACACUAGCCUUUAGAGUCCUAGAAGACUACAGACUUUUUGUCGGCCGAUAGUAGAUCCUUAUCUACUACAACAAAGUAUUAAAUAAUUAAGUAGUACUAAUUAAAAAGUCUGUGUUGACUCUUAUGCCCGGUGCAAACUUCUCCAACCCUUGGCUUCAGCCAGUCAGGUCUUUUAUUCGCCCUCCACGAUUGGCGCCUUAUAUCUGAACAAUGAACACCCCUCGCACCGUCUAGUUACGGCACUGCACUACUUGUUGAACUUAGUAUUUUUUUGGUUAUUUUACAGACUUAUUUGCGUA
Messenger RNA from Ostrinia nubilalis (European corn borer), 1024 nucleotides. RefSeq lists its product as uncharacterized. The transcript is spliced from 4 exons. The record is from RefSeq and is a predicted model, not a curated record. Bases 112 to 693 code for a protein of 193 amino acids. NCBI's taxonomy places the organism in Eukaryota, Metazoa, Arthropoda, Insecta, Lepidoptera, Crambidae.